Strongyloides ratti is the source of this 1425-nucleotide messenger RNA. RefSeq names its product FERM domain and FERM, N-terminal domain and Band 4.1 domain-containing protein. NCBI's taxonomy places the organism in Eukaryota, Metazoa, Nematoda, Chromadorea, Rhabditida, Strongyloididae. The coding region runs from base 1 to 1425 and encodes 474 amino acids. The record is from RefSeq and is a predicted model, not a curated record. Gene Ontology annotation, cellular component: cytoskeleton. The transcript has a single exon. Gene Ontology annotation, molecular function: protein tyrosine phosphatase activity.
AUGUCUUUUCUUUUUGAUGGCCUUCAAAUAUUUACUCCUUAUUUUAAUGAUGAUGACUCUGAGAAAGAUGAAACCUUUCUUAAUGUAUCCUUUCUUGAUGGAUCUACAAAAUCUAUGAGAAUUUCAAAGAAAGCAACAGGUGGAAAGGUUUGUCGACGUGUCUUAGAAUACUUGAAUAUCAUUGAUACAGAAUUUUUUGGUUUGAUGGUAAAAAGUAGGAGUAGGAAAUUGGAAGAGAACAGUUCAAAAGAUGUAGAAAUUUAUGAUUAUAAAAAUUGGGAAUGGAUAAAUGAGAAAAAGAAAGUUUAUCAGAUGAUUCCAAAGAAUGCUCAUGGUCUUUGUGUUUUACUUCGGGUAAAGUUUUUUCCUAUCAACCCAUCAAAAGUGGCUGAUUGUUUUAGUAGGAGAUUAAUAUUUUUGGAUAUUAAAGAAAAAAUGAAAAGUGGUGUUUGGAGUUUUGAUGAAUAUUCAAAAUCUGACACCAUAGAAAUUGUCUUUCUUGCAGUUAAAGCUUUUGAUCCAACCCCAAUAAGUUGCAACAAUACACAACAGUUUGUAAAAGUAGCUAAAGAAUAUGGAGAUUUACUAAUGAUAAAGAAGGGAAUUUCAUUUGAUGACGUUUUGAGAGAGAGUAUUCGUAUUGAGACUUCUUUUGAAAAAUUGUCUAGAUAUUAUGAGAAUUCUCCUGUUCGCCUUUUUAGUAACAUUAAUAAAGAUACUUAUGUUUUGGAAUUUUUAAAAAAAGUUAAGGAUACUAAUGACUACGGGAGUUUUGUUUUUAAUGAAAUGAAAAACAAAUAUGACACUACAAGGAAAAUUAUUAUUAAUCCCCUUGGUAUUUAUGUUAUUAAUGGUGGUGAAGAGAAUCAAAUUUUCAAAGGAUGGAGUAGUGUUAAAAGUAUUACUAAAAAGGGGAGAGAUGUAAAAAUUAGUUUUAUUAAAGAUAUGGAUGGUUGUGAAAAAGUUUCUUCAAUCAAUUUUUGUAAGAAACUUGUUGAUGCAAAGAAUUUUUAUACUAUUGCCUCUGGAUACCACAAACAUACAAAUGAUUGUUUACAGAAGAUUGUUGCUGAGGAGGAGAGAAUGAGGACAAGCCUGAAGUCGCGACAUGCAAGUAUGGAUUCUGAUAUCUCGAAUGCUUCCAAUUUUUCAACUCCAUCUUCAAUAAAGAAUAGUGCUAGAAAUUCGAUUGUUGAAAGAUUUUCAUCAAUUCGAAAACGUUUUAGUUCUAAUACUGCAAGUUUGUCAAUGAAGUUACGUGGUUCACCACUCAGCAGUUUGUCCUCCAGAAAUUUUAAUGGUGCUAAUGAUUCGGGAGUUUUUAAUGACUCUGUUAUAACGACCACAGCUUCAAAUUCUGUAAAUUUGAAUAAUUCGAUUUUUGAAACCCCUUCUAGAAAGAAAUUACUUUCCAAUAUUAGUUAA